GAUCUUUGUGAGUCUGGUAUUUGCUCUCCUCCACCAUCAAGCAGCCGAACCACAGAGCGGCCGAGCGGGGAGCCGAGGAGUCCGACGCCGAAGGUAUUACACGAAAAACGCUGGGAAAUUACGCUUUUAUGUCCUGUUAUCCCGGUGGGAAUGUGGACUGGAACUACUGCUAUGAACUAGCGUCGAAAGGAGCACCACGUCCGCGGAAGAAAGUGAAAGAAGGAGGACAGAGAGGUUGGUGGCUGUCAUGUUGGUCUGAUCUGGCUGGCUUCCUCUGCUUCAAAACUACAUUUCCCAUGGAGCCGUGCACCGACACACACACUGUUCUACCAUGGAGCCACCAGUCAGGGUUUUGGACCCAAAGAGCCAGUGAGACAGAGGAGGACCUGAUAUUGUGAUAUCGCCCCCCCAGAACCUCAACCCCAUCCUUGUGUCGUCUCCUCCCUCCAUCCCCCCUGCUUGUCCUCCAGCUGACCAUCCUUCCUCGGGCCGGCUCGAGUUCCUCCCAAAUCCCCGACUCCUGCUGUGGAUUACAGAGUUUUAUCAGGACUGGGGCGUCUCCUCUCAGUCCAGCACACUGACCAGCUGUCCGGUCUCAGUUCGGUCUCAGUCCAGUCCUGCUACAGGAUGGCAGGUGCACCAUACUGUUUGGCUGUGAUGGCCACCGCUCUCCUGCUGACACUCAGAGCUGAUGCUGGAGGUCAGAACCCAGACCACGUCCUGCAGGGGACGGGUGUGAAACCCGAGGCUCGACGGCCCGGCGAGGACUCCACCAUCGCGCCCGAGGACGCUGCUCGAUUCCUCAGCUGCUACUGCUCCGGACACUGCCCUGAAGACGCCACAAACAACACCUGCCAAACUAACGGUCAGUGUUUUGCCAUCAUUGAGGAGGAUGAGCAUGGAGAGGCCAUCCUCACCUCCGGCUGCAUGAAGAAUGAAGGCUCACACUUCCAGUGCAAGGACUCUCCCAAAGCUCAGACCAGGAGGACGAUCGAGUGCUGCAACACCGACUUCUGCAACAGAGACCUGCAGCCCACCCUCUCCCCGCAGGCUCCCUCUGAAAGCAGCCCCCACUGGCUGGCCUUCCUCAUCUCUAUGACGGUCUGCUGCUGCACUCUGAUCUGUGUCACCGUGGUCUGUUACUACAGGUAUAAGUGGCAGACUGAGCGUCAGCGGUACCACAAGGAUCUGGAGCAGGAAGUCUUCAUCCCUGCAGGAGAGUCCCUCAAAGACCUCAUUCACCAGUCACAGAGCUCCGGCAGCGGCUCCGGGCUCCCCCUGCUGGUGCAGCGGACCAUCGCCAAGCAGAUCCAGAUGGUGCGUCAGAUCGGUAAAGGUCGGUACGGCGAGGUGUGGCUGGGCCGCUGGAGGGGAGAGAAGGUGGCCGUCAAAGUCUUCUUCACCCGAGAGGAAGCCAGCUGGUUCAGAGAGACGGAGAUCUACCAGACCGUCCUGAUGAGACACGAAAACAUCCUCGGCUUCAUCGCGGCUGACAUUAAAGGAACGGGCGCCUUCACGCAGCUCUUCCUCAUCACGGACUACCACGAGAACGGCUCCCUGUACGACUACCUGAAGCUGACCACGCUGGACACGCAGGCCCUGCUGCGACUCGCCUACUCGGCCGCCUGCGGCCUCUGCCACCUGCACACCGAGAUCUACGGCACUCAGGGCAAACCGGCCAUCGCCCACCGAGACCUGAAGAGCAAGAACAUCCUGAUCAAGAAGAACGGCACCUGCUGCAUCGCCGACCUCGGCCUCGCCGUCAAGUUCAACAGCGACACUAACGAGGUGGACAUCCCUCUGAGCACCCGGGUGGGGACGAGGCGCUACAUGGCCCCCGAGGUCCUGGAUGAGAGCCUCAACAAAAACCACUUCCAGGCUUACAUCAUGGCCGACAUGUACAGCUACGGUCUCGUCAUCUGGGAGAUGGCCAGACGCUGUGUCACCGGAGGUAUCGUGGAGGACUACCAGCUGCCGUACUAUGAGAUGGUGCCCUCUGACCCCUCCUAUGAAGACAUGCUGGAGGUGGUGUGUGUUAAAGGACUUCGACCCACGGUGUCCAACCGCUGGAACAGCGACGAGUGCCUCCGGGCCAUGCUGAAGCUGAUGUCGGAGUGCUGGGCCCAUAACCCCGCCUCCCGCCUCACCAUCCUCAGAGUCAAGAAGACGCUCGCCAAGAUGGUGGAGUCCCAGGACAUCAAGAUCUGACCUCCCACACCGUCGUCAUCCUCCUCCGCCGCCGGAUUCACCUGAACUCGCUCGACCUGACCUGGACCGGAUCGGACCGGACCAGCUUCCCGAGGCUCAGCCUUCAUCAGGAGGAGGAAGAGGAGAAGUUGGGAGAUAAAACCUUUUUUUUUUUUUUUUUAAAGGACCCGUCUCAGGGCUGACCCGUGUGCCGCCUCUUCCUCCUCCUCCUCCUCCUUCCUCCUUCAGUCCGUCAGCUGGAAACAAAUGUGGAGUCCUCCUCCUCUUCCUCCUCCUCCUCCUCCUCCUCCUCCUCUCUGUGCCGAGACAGUCCCGUUUGACGCUUUCUGUGAAAGCCAAACAGACGAUAAAAGUAAUUUCGAUGGCGACUUCUUGUGGAGGGGAGAGAGGGGGCGGGGCCCUUGACGCUCGUUGUUAAUGAGAAGUUUAAAACCCUUUUUAUUUUUAAUUUUUUAAGGACCCCCCUGGUCCAGCCCUCCUCCACUUUGCCUGUUUUCAAAACACUAAAAAAUGCCUUUUUAUUUUUCUCUUCAGGACUGAGUUUUCCUGCCAUAUUGAAAUAUAUCUCCACUCUUACAGUAGAGUUAAUUAUAAAAGAAAAAAUAAGGUACUAUUAUAAUAUGUGAAUUUUAAUGUGUAAAUAAAUGUUAUCAUUAGAUGCCGUGCCUCCUCAUAAGAAGAUUUAAAAAAAAAAAAAAAAAAAAACCAGAACACUAUGCUGCAGUGGUGUUGACGUCCGGCCGACUCCUCAGAGACGUUGACGGGAGAUGGAGUCACUGCGGAGACGUCUACCGUCCUGUCCGUCUGUCCGUUUGUCUGUCUGUCUGUCUGUCUGUCUGUCUGUCUCUGUCUGUCAGGAGAUUAUUGUACAAGAGUUAUAAAAAGGGUGGAGCUGCUCUGGAGACAGAAAAAAACUUCUCACUUGUCGAGUUAAACCUCGGUGGGCGAAGCCAAAGGCCCCUGGAGCCAAACCUGAUGACCCGUUCUGGUGUUUCUAACUCUGUUCCCCACCGCAGCAGAAGAGUCUGCAUCAAAGCCACGUCUCCUGAUUUGUUCACAUGGACCAGUGAGGCUAGUGACCAAGGGAGAUUUAAAGGCUCUUAAAUUGACAUGACAAACAUGAAGAAAACGACGCUGUAAGAGCGCUGAGAGUGAACCGGAGCAGUAAACAGAUCAACAUCGAGCUGAAACUGGCUGUGAAGCUCCGUGAAGCCGAGGGGAGCUGCAGGUUCAGGUUCAUCAUCUCAUACAUGCAUCUAUAGAAUCAUAUCGAUUGUAGCUGCUUUAAGUAAAACAUUACAGCCACACGGAAAGUGAAAUGCUCCAGACCUACUGGUAAAGACAGAUGGUCGAUGACAGGAAAAGACACACAAAGGGAAGAAAUGUUAGAAAUGAUCGAUUAAAAAUACUCACGGCAUCAAAAUUAAGAUACAAUGGCAACUUUAAGACUUAUGUGAAAUUCUGGAUGAAUAAAAUUGGCCUUUUUAUUGUGAUAGAAAGUCAAAAUCUGGACUUAAUCAAAACUGAGAUUUGCCAAAUCAUAAUUGAGGUUCAGGUUUUUGACUUAACAAAAUGAUCAUUUUGAUUCGUGCUCUCACUUUAGUCAGGUCAUGUGUCAUUAAGGCUUCGCUUGUUGCAUGAGACGGUUCUUAUUUCUCACUGAUUUUUUUUUAUUUUUUAUGUAUUUAGUUGUAUUAAUAUUUAAUUUAACAUCAGUGACGGAAGACGUAUUAAGGUCCUUUAUUUAAGUAAAAGUACAACAAUUACAACAAUGUACAAGCACUUGAUAACAAGUAGAAGUCCUGCAUUUAACUCCUGUAAAAGCACAAGAGCAUCAUCGGCUAAAUGUACUUAAAGUACCGCAAGUCAAAGUACUGGUUCCACAGAAAAAUGGCUCUGGACUGGAACAGUUAGAUAGUUCAGUCCACUGGGUCCCAACCCGUGGGGUCGGGCCCCUCCAGAGGGUCACCAGGUGAACCCGAGGGGGCGUCAGAUGAUUCAUGGGAGAGGACAGAAAAAAAAACAAAGUUCUGAUUCACUGAUCAUUUUUGCUUUUGGUUUUUUUGUAAAACUAGAAAAAUGUUUGGGCCUCAGGCGGUUUUUAAAUGAAACCAUGUGAGAAGUUUAGAAGGGAAACGUCUGUUUUAAUUGAACUGAUAAUUCACAAACGUCUGAAACAUGACAAAGAGACACAACUAGACACCGACUCUUUGUAAGAGAUCACGAGCCAAAGAAGUUAAAUCUUAACAGUCUGUUGUAUUUUAUAAGCAUCAUAUCAUUUAUGUAGAAUAUAAAUCUGGAGAAUAACAACUAACUGUCCGAUUGAUGCAGUGGAGUAAAAACUACAGCAUUUCCCUCUGAAUCUAUCUUCUGCAUUUCCUUAAAAUUUUAUUUAAGUGCAGUACCUGAGCAAACGUACUUCUCACCUCUGCAAAACGAGAAUUAAAAAUAUUAACCCAAGUGAUUAAAUACUUCCUGCUCCAUCCUGACAGUUGACUCUGGCUCCUUCCACUGAGGUUUAACUCGUCCACUCAGAUCAUUUGUGACUUUGCGAAACGUUUGUAAAAAUUAAACUUCCUUCGCUUACUCCAAAAAUAAAGUUCACCGUUUCUUGAUUCUGGAGCAUUAAAGUAAAACUGAAGCUCGUGCAAGAAGUUCAGAAGGAUCCGGAAAUGAUUUCUUCUGCAUUUCAGGGCCAAACUUUGUCAUUAAGAAACGACUGUUCCUUUAACUUAUGUGUCGGUUUUCUCUCCUCAGCAGCAGGACGAGGUACAUGUGUUGGCUCGCUGUGCGUGUUCACUGUGAGUGUGUGUGUGUGUGUGUGUGAGAGAGUGUGAGAGUGAGUGAAUCUAACCGUUCAUACAGUAGCUAUUUAAGAGCAGUAACUUUAGUGUUUUUCUCUGUAAUAAUAUGCAAGAAAACCCCCAGUAUAGAAUAAUCUCUAAUAUGUAAAUCUUUGUUUGUUUUUGUUUUGGUGUUGUUGUUUUGUACAGCAUCUGGUUCGGUGCCUUAUGAGUUUACCAAGGAAAAUGAAAAACUCUGUAUACAGUCUGUCCAAUGUAACGAUUUUUAAGUAAAUAACCUUAUUUUAGUACACAAC
Molecule: messenger RNA, 5308 nt
Organism: Xiphias gladius (swordfish)
Lineage: Eukaryota; Metazoa; Chordata; Actinopteri; Istiophoriformes; Xiphiidae
Gene: bmpr1aa
Product: bone morphogenetic protein receptor, type IAa
Exons: 13
Coding region: 628-2208 (526 amino acids)
Biological process (GO): cellular response to growth factor stimulus; BMP signaling pathway; dorsal/ventral pattern formation
Cellular component (GO): signaling receptor complex; plasma membrane
Molecular function (GO): ATP binding; SMAD binding; metal ion binding
Source: RefSeq, a predicted model, not a curated record